Molecule: messenger RNA, 1697 nt
Organism: Rhodamnia argentea
Lineage: Eukaryota; Viridiplantae; Streptophyta; Magnoliopsida; Myrtales; Myrtaceae
Product: protein trichome birefringence-like 34
Exons: 6
Coding region: 168-1469 (433 amino acids)
Cellular component (GO): Golgi apparatus
Molecular function (GO): O-acetyltransferase activity
Source: RefSeq, a predicted model, not a curated record
AAUUGCUUUCCUCAAACUACCCAAGAAAGCUGUCUCCACUUCCCCUAAUUCAGGAGAAACCAAACCAUAUCUCCACACUCUUGAACAACUUCAACCACAAGUGAACCCAUCACAUAUAACUCCCACACCAAGCUACCCAAGCGCACGCACAAAAAAAUUGCUCGACAAUGGCAAACAAAGCCCAAAUAGCAGCUGCUUCGUGGGGGGUCAAGACCAGCUUCCACUCCCUGGUGGCUCUCCUGCUUGCCGGUGCCGUCAUCGGCGUCGUCUACCUCACCCGCGACGCAGAGCAGCCAGCGCUGGAUGAAGAUAGAGCGGCGCUCCUCCAGAACUCGGCCGAAGCGGCUUCGCCAGCGCCGGCGCCUUCAGCGUCGGAGAAGGAGUGCGACUUGUUCUCGGGGCGGUGGGUUUUCGACAAUGUGUCGUACCCUCUCUACAAGGAGAAAGAGUGCAAGUACAUGUCAGAUCAAUUGGCUUGUGAGAAAUUUGGACGGGAAGACUUGAGGUAUCAGCAGUGGAGGUGGCAACCCCGUGGAUGUGACCUUCCUAGGUUCAAUGCCACAGCAUUGUUGGAGAGGUUAAGGAACAAGAGGCUCGUGUACGUGGGUGACUCGCUGAACCGAGGCCAAUGGGUCUCCAUGGUUUGCCUGGUCGAGUCCGCCAUCCCUCCAAACCUCAAAUCCAUGUCGUCCGAGCACAACUACUCCCUGCUCAUCUUCAAGGCCGCUGAAUACAAUGCGACUAUUGAGUACUAUUGGGCACCACUGCUAGUGGAAUCCAACUCUGACGAUCCAGUCAACCACCGGGUGCCCGAUCGGAUCGUCCGAGUUCAAGCCAUUGAGAAGCAUGCGAGGCAUUGGUCCAAUGCCGACAUUCUCGUUUUCGACUCGUAUCUUUGGUGGAGGAGAUACCAAAUGAAAGUAUUGUGGGGCUCGUUCGGAAGUCGGGAUGGGAUUUACAAAGAUGUGAUGAUGCCACGUGCCUAUGAGAUGGCUCUUAGCACAUGGUCGGAUUGGUUGGAAGUGCAUGUGAAUAGAUCGAAGACCCAACUGUUCUUUGUGAGCAUGUCUCCAACUCAUGAAAGAGCCGAGGAAUGGGGUGGGGACGUCGGCCAAAACUGCUACAUGGAAACCGAACCAAUCACGAAAGAGGGGUACUGGGGAAGCGGGUCGGACCUGGCAAUGAUGCGGGUCGUCAAGUCCGUGGUUGACGGAUUGAAAGCGAGGGGCCUCGGGGUUCAAAUCCUCAACAUCACACAGCUCUCUGAGUACCGGAAAGAAGCACACCCAUCCAUACAUAGACGACAAUGGGAACCCUUAACCGAAGAGCAAAAGGAAAAGCCGAUUAGCUAUGCGGAUUGCUUCCAUUGGUGCUUGCCCGGAGUGCCAGAUGUGUGGAACGAGCUUCUCUAUGCCCACAUUUUCCAUAAUCGGACACAAAGAUUAGAGGAUAGAGUUGAAGGAUUGUGACUCAGGGAGCUUCUUCUUUCUUACAUUUACUUAACUUGAGGUUUGACCACAAUUAAGUGAAGUUGGGAUGGAUUUACCUCCCCUCUAGGGCCACUACACCACAAGGAAAAAAUAGUCUUGAAAGAAGAAAGAAUGUACAAAGGGUGCCUUAUUUGCUUUUUCUUUUUUCCCUUUUUCAACCAUUGUUAUCUUUUUCUAUUGCGGUAAUGUGAUGGGGAUUUUGGAGUU